Molecule: messenger RNA, 815 nt
Organism: Aspergillus ibericus CBS 121593
Lineage: Eukaryota; Fungi; Ascomycota; Eurotiomycetes; Eurotiales; Aspergillaceae
Exons: 1
Coding region: 13-759 (248 amino acids)
Source: RefSeq, a predicted model, not a curated record
ACAACUUCAUCAAUGGCCGACACCACUCCAACCUUCAGUCCGGGCAUCUUUGAAGUGGACUUGAUAUUCCCACGCAAUGAAACUUACGCCCCUCAUACACUGCUGCCCGUCGUGUUUGCGCUGCAGAAUCCGCCUUUAGCUUUUCCUGUGGCUGCUUGGAUCUCCUGGUCGUUGUGGGAAGGCAAUAACUUGACUUCCCCAGGUUCCAUCACCGACGGGGUUAUUGAGCUGGCUUUAUUGAACCUCACAUCUACCGAGCCUCUCCUUGUCACCCGCUUCAUUGACACGAUUCCCUAUCCGAACGGCUUCUGGACCUUUGAAUGGAGCCUGCAAAUGGACAUGUGCUCUGCGGGAUACGGCCCAGGUCAAUUCAUCGACACAAACAGUACGACCGUCUUCACUAUCAGCCAGUCAGGUCAGGCUCCGGAUCUCGUGGCAGCCACAUCUUCUGAUAAGUGCGGCACGAUGAAAGCCUAUGCGUACAACAUAACCGCUGAGGGGGAGUCAUGCGGCUACUUUGGGCCCAGCCCGACUACCAAUCCAUGCGCCGUGACGGUCAAUGCUGCCGCAGCAUCCAGUGUGAUGGCGGCGGGCACCGCGCUCGCCUGCGACCCUCUAGAGUCGUCAAUAUACCCCAAUGUUACUUGUCCGCCUGUUUCGGUCUCAUCCUCCAACGUCGCGGGACAAUAUCACAUGGCAGCAGCACCGACCUUGCUUACGCUGUUGGCCGUAGUGAGUGGGUUGAUUCACCUUGGAUGACAACGAUGUAUCUAGUGCACUGGUAGCGAGCCCUGGCCUCAAUAGGCAAAGCAGCC